This is a messenger RNA of Theileria equi strain WA, 381 nucleotides long. RefSeq lists its product as hypothetical. NCBI's taxonomy places the organism in Eukaryota, Apicomplexa, Aconoidasida, Piroplasmida, Theileriidae. Bases 1 to 381 code for a protein of 126 amino acids. The transcript has 2 exons. The record is from RefSeq and is a predicted model, not a curated record.
AUGCCAUCAUUUUUAUAUGCAGAGCGAUUAUAUCUUAAUCAUCACGUUUUGAGUUUUGCAACUAAAUCGCAUGGAAUCAAGUCUAAGAAGAAUGCACAGCCUCAGAUGUUUGAAGAGGAGGAAGUAGAGUUAUUUGACUUAGAGCCAUAUCUGGAAAACCUAAAAGAUAUUGAGGCUACUGCAAUUUCCAGUUUUGAUCAAAUAACUCCCGUUACUAUAACCAUUAAUGAUUUGCAAAAUGUUCCCGUAACUAUGAAGAAUGGUAGUAAAAUCCUUGGAGAUCUGGCACAAAUUGUUUUUAAGACAAACUUCCUAGUUAAUUUGCACAUUUUUGAUGUUUCUGACAAAAAUAGAGUGUGGAGGUACAAGAAGGUGAUUUGA